Messenger RNA from Morchella importuna, 1629 nucleotides. RefSeq lists its product as uncharacterized. Lineage: Eukaryota; Fungi; Ascomycota; Pezizomycetes; Pezizales; Morchellaceae. Gene Ontology annotation, cellular component: site of double-strand break. The transcript has 7 exons. Bases 1 to 1629 code for a protein of 542 amino acids. The record is from RefSeq and is a predicted model, not a curated record.
AUGAUGAUGCAACCACCUCCCCUCAUGUCCUGCGAUAAUCCACAUUAUUGGGUGAACUUCACAAUGUCAAUCGCCUCUUCGCUUUCCUCGCAACUCAAAGCCUCAAUAUCAGACCCCCCACCUCAGAACACACCUUUCAACAGAGACCCCGAGAGUCUUAAUAAGAAGUCUGAAAGCUCAAUGUCAAAUAACAAUAUGGCUGGACGCGACAGUUCCCAAACGGCGCCGACGCCAAACCAGCUGCAGGCGCCAUUCACCCCACGUCGAAUGGGCUUUCCCGGACCCCUCUCUCUAAAAAUGCCUUCACGUGGGCCCCUAUCGCCAGUUCUUGACCCUGCACUGGGGUAUUCUGUAGCUCGUCGUCCAAGGCUCGACUUUGCGCGUGCUUGCACGUCGCUACACCACUCCACACUAGCGGAACAACCAUCACCAGAUUCCUCGCCGUCAACUUCAACAAGCUUCCCUAUACCUCGGAAUAAUAAAGGAUCAGAUUCCCCAAUUGCUAAUCAUCAUCAUUACCACCAUUCAUCAUCCCACGCUUCUUCUCUUGGGUCUGCUUCAAUGAUGGAUUAUGCACCGUCUGGUGACGAUAGUGAUUCAUCAAGUGACGAGGAUUUGGAUGUGGAUUUAGAUUUGGAACUUGGCACCCCCUUUGCACCUGCAAUACAAAGCACGGAGUCUGCCGCUUCAAUAUCGCUUAUGAAUCACCAGAAGGCUCGGUUGGGCGGCCGUGCUGGAAGAAACUCAAGACAUAGCUCUUUGUCAUCUGCCAGUGCGUCUAAUAGUUCACUUGCGAGCCCAUCGCCAACCACUCCACCCGUGCAAAACAGCAGUUUUGGGGUUGGUUAUUUCGGGCGUUCAAAGGAAGGGGCUGCAAGGAGGAAAGAUAGUCUCACGACAGCUCUGCGCAAUUCGCUGGCAGUUGGGGGCAGAGGGAACGAUGAUGAAAAGAGACCAGAUCCUAUCAGGAGGCCCGUAUCAAGACGAGGGUCACUGUUGCCCAAAACUAAAACGUUUCAACGUAUCAAAGCCGCGUUACAGGAAGAGGCAUCGCCGGUUGACAUGGAAGUUAAGCGUGAGGCAGAGAUCACUCGUCAGAUCCGUGAAGAAGACGAGGAGAGUGUUCCCGCCACAGCCAUUCCUACACAGCCAAGUAUGGACCAGGAAUUAUCUGAUAUUCGUGAAGAGGAUGAAAGUAUGGGCAGCAGUGGGGAAAAUGUGGGGCUGGUAGGAAAUAAGGGGAUUGGGAUUAGUUUUUCCAGACAGGCGCAAAAGCAUGGUGGAUUCUGGUUCGGUGAUCAGAUGGAUGGGCUCGGUGGAAGUCCUCCAACAUUCCCUGGGUUGAGAAUGACCUCUGACGGCGAUAUAAUGAUGAAUUCUGAAUCGACUGUUUCUUCGCCAGUAGCUAGUGUUCCCGCCGAUAUGCGUCGUCCUAAGAGAAGACGGACACAAGACGAAAGAUUUGAGCCGGAGUUUUUUAAACGCAGGGCUGUAUCACCGGGGCUUUCCCAUAGCCCUAUUCUUGCAGCAUCCCCGCCUCUCAGUGGAGCGAACGGUGGAGGCAAACGGCUCAAUUUUCAAGGCAUGAGUGAUACCGGUGACGGCAUUAUGAAGAUGAGCCUACAGUGA